CUUCUGUGUUGAACGAAAAGGGUAAAUUCAUCGUCGGUACCAAUUUGACGAAGGGCCAAAAUUGUUUCCCGAUCAAUCGUCGAAAAAAUACGGAGGAGGAGGUUACACAAAGCGAUUUGAUUCGAUCUCUAUAAUACAAGAUGUCGUCUCUUGCAGCUGCCCGGGCAGAUAACUUUUACUAUCCACCAGAAUGGACUCCCGAUCAAGGUUCCUUGAACAAGUUCCAAGGCCAGCAUCCUUUAAGAGAGAGGGCAAGGAAAUUAGACAAGGGCAUUUUGAUCAUAAGGUUCGAAAUGCCCUUUAAUAUAUGGUGUGGAGGCUGCAAUUCUAUGAUUGCCAAGGGUGUUCGGUUCAAUGCAGAGAAGAAGCAAGUGGGGAACUAUUAUUCUACAAAGAUAUGGAACUUCACAAUGAAAGCUGCAUGCUGCAAACAAGAGAUUGUUAUUCAGACAGACCCAAAGAACUGUGAAUAUGUUAUUAUAAGCGGCGCCCAGAAGAAGACAGAGGAAUUUGAUGUCGAAGAUGCAGAAACCUUGGAACUCCCUGCCGAGGAAGAGAAGGGUAAGCUUGCAGACCCGUUCUAUCGAUUGGAGCACCAGGAAGUGGAUUUGCAGAAGAAGAAAGAAGCAGAGCCGGUUCUGGUUCGUCUCCAGAGAAUAUCCGAUGCAAGACAUGCGGAUGAUUACUCGCGUAACAGAGCCUUACGCUCACAACUUAGAAGCCAAAGAAAGCGAAUAGCGGAAGAAGAAGCUGCAUCAAGGAAGAUGGGACUGGGGAUAAGGCUUCUUCCAAAGAGUGAAGAAGAUGCUGCUGCCGCAUCACGGGUGAAGUUUGCGACGAAAUUCGAUAAAAACCGGAAGGACAAAAGGGCGCUAAUACACGCUUCUUCCAUCUUCCCGGAGUCUGCAUACUCUUCCUCGUCAAGCAAGAGACGUCUGGAACUGGAAUCGAAGAGAAGGAAGAUAAGCGCAUCGGCAGCGUCUAACAUGUUGAAAGGAGUGUUCAAGCCUUCGUCAUGGUCGCAAAGCUCAUCCUCGUCGGGCAAGAAGCCCAAGGUCUCGUCCGUUGCUGCAAGGAAGAACUAACUAAGAUCUGUCUAUCCGCACGGCAUGAAAAAUAUGGAUAUGAACCUUGUUUUUGGAUUAUUUGAUUCCAAACCUCGUGUGCUUUUUUGGGUUUUGGGAUAUGAAAUCUGUCCAAGAAAGUUCAUUUGUAUGCCGAUGGAAUUCGAAGGGUGAAUUGCAACAUGUACGGAAGGACAAGAGUCCAUACCGAAUCCAAAAAAAAAAAAAAGAGGUUGUACGGUCUUCGGGCUUCGAUUAAAGUCAUAAAUUACGGAUCCAGGUCC
Messenger RNA from Tarenaya hassleriana, 1348 nucleotides. Its product is annotated as coiled-coil domain-containing protein 130. The transcript has 7 exons. Lineage: Eukaryota; Viridiplantae; Streptophyta; Magnoliopsida; Brassicales; Cleomaceae. Gene Ontology annotation, biological process: mRNA splicing, via spliceosome. The record is from RefSeq and is a predicted model, not a curated record. The coding region runs from base 141 to 1085 and encodes 314 amino acids. Gene Ontology annotation, cellular component: U2-type spliceosomal complex; post-mRNA release spliceosomal complex.